AUGACAUCAUGCGUGCCUAACAGUGCUACAGACAGGUCAACUUCGGUGGUGAAGUUUGAUAAAUCUAUUCUUGCCCCAACCAGGGGACGAAGAAGAGAAAAAGUGGCGGUAGGGGUGCUGGCUCUGCAGGGCUCUUUCCAUGAGCACUUGGCAGCUCUUGGAAAACUUGGCGUGAAGGGGGUUUUGGUAAGAAAGCCAGAGCAGCUGGAAGGGAUUUCAGGACUAAUAAUUCCGGGCGGGGAGAGUACGACAAUUGCAAGGCUUGCAGAGUAUCACAAUUUUAUUCAAGCAUUGCGGGAGUUCAGCAACAAAGGAAAGUCUAUAUGGGGCACGUGUGCAGGACUUAUUUUCUUGGCAAACAAAGCAGUUGGGCAGAAAGAAGGGGGCCAGGAACUUAUUGGAGGACUGGAUUGCACUGUCCAUCGUAACUUCUUUGGCAGCCAGCUGAACAGUUUUGAAACAGAACUUCCAGUUCCUGAACUUGUUGCAAAGGAAGGUGGACCCAAAACGUUUCGUGCUAUAUUUAUUCGUGCUCCUGCCAUUCUUGAGGCAGGUCCAUCUGUUGAAAUUCUAGCUGACUACAAUCUUCCAUCAAAGGAACCAAAAAAGACGUGUUCUGAUAGUGAAAAUGAGGCGAAAAGUCAAGGAGAAAGAGUCAUUAUAGCUGUGAAGCAGGGGCACUUAUUAGCAACAGCUUUUCACCCAGAGUUGACAUCAGACACUCGUUGGCACAGUUAUUUCCUAAAGAUGGUAUGUGAUACUGAACAUCAAACUUCAGCAUGCAUAGGAUCAAAGGAAGAUCCAGACAAGUCUCAACAUUCACCUCAACAGAGAGAUCUCCCAAUUUUUCAACAAACAGAAGGAUUAAGUUUUGAGUUUUGAAAAUUCAAUUAAUAUUGCAUUCUUCCUUACAACUUCGGUAUUCUUGUUAAUUUCUAUUUGUUUCAAAAUGGUAUAUUCCAUUCUCUUAAAGGUUUGAAAGAUGUAUUUUGUUCUAAAUCAAUUAAAUUUUUAUUUGUUAUCAUUUAUGAUUUUGCAUUAAGCUCCUAUAUUACUACAUGGCACGGCAUGUGUUACGCUCUAAAGAGAGUAGCCAUAUCUUGCAACCUUGUAUAUGUAAUUUAAACUAAUUUUACUAAUGUCUCUCAUUUGCAAGUCA
Cryptomeria japonica (Japanese cedar) is the source of this 1159-nucleotide messenger RNA. RefSeq names its product probable pyridoxal 5'-phosphate synthase subunit PDX2. Gene Ontology annotation, biological process: pyridoxine metabolic process; pyridoxal 5'-phosphate biosynthetic process. The transcript is spliced from 8 exons. Gene Ontology annotation, cellular component: cytosol; glutaminase complex. The coding region runs from base 1 to 882 and encodes 293 amino acids. Lineage: Eukaryota; Viridiplantae; Streptophyta; Pinopsida; Cupressales; Cupressaceae. Gene Ontology annotation, molecular function: glutaminase activity. The record is from RefSeq and is a predicted model, not a curated record.